CCCUUGCAGGCUCCUGUACUGGGACACUGGACAUGCCUGUGGACAUUUGAGCAGCAACUGGCAUCUGUCUAUUUCUGUCCUGAGCCCGAAGAGCUGUGGGUCUGUGGACACGGUCAAACUCCAGGGAGAAAAUGUCUUUCCUCUGAAUGAACCAGUAUUUCCUUUGGUGACUUUUUCAAAACAUCGACCUCCUCAUGGACUUGUUUGAGAUCUGUGGGGGGCGACUGGACGUGAUUGAAGAAGAGUCAGAGCAUCUGGACUUGAGCCGAGACCCCAGCCGCAUGGAGGGUCCCGCUGUGGGGGGCCAGGGCAGAGGCGCCACCCAGGUCCAGAGGGGGGCGCUGCAGCGUUUCUCUGUGGACACCAACGACUCCCUACGAUUUGAACCCUGCGACACGCCAUCUCCCACCGGGGCGGAUGACGGGCAGGACGAUGUGUUCAAAGACACAGAGAAUCAAAAUGACGUGAUCCGUAACAAGCUCCAGGAGAAAGUUUCUGAGAUGGAGAACUUUGCUGGACAUUUGGAGGAGAUUUUUCUGACAGUGGAGGAGAACUUUGGGCGUCGGGAGCAGCACUUGGAGCAGCAUUACAACGACGUUCUUCAGACUUUGUCCCAGAGAUACGACGACCGAGCGGCGGCGCUGCAGGACGAGAAGAAGUCCAAACUGGAGGCUCUGUAUGGACAGCUCUUAGACUGUGGCCGCGCUCUGGACUCCUCCAAAGAGCUGAUCGAGAGCGCGCAGGAAGUGCACCGUUGUCAUGACAAGAGGCUGUUUCUGAAGAUGGUGAUGCCCACAAUCAAAAGGAUUGAGGACUUUGCUAAAGACGACAUGGAUCUGACCCUGUCCACGUCUCUGGAGUUCACCACGCCCCUCUCUGAUCUAUCUGAUGUUAAAACCAUGAUGGACUCGAUCAACGUCGUCCCAGCUCCGUCAGCCCCGGUCAUCAACCCUCAGAGUCCAAACUCGGCCUCCCAAACGUCUCUUCGUGUUUGCUGGAGCCUGUUUUCAGACGACACAGUGGAAUUCUACGAGCUGUACUACCGCCCUGUUCUGGAGGACUGUCCCGCCUCCGACCCCUCUGCCCCCCCAGUGAAUAAGGUGAAAGUGAAGGAGACUCACUGCACUGUAUCAGAUCUGCUGCCCAACGCUCAGUACGAGCUCUGGGUAACCGCCACCAACAUCACCGGCAUCAGCCCGGCCAGCGAGAAGGCCCUCUACAUGACGGUGCCCUGUCCUCCCGUCCUGAACCAGAGGGGGUACUUGAGCUGUCCCGAGGCUGCUCUGAUCCGCUGGGAGUCGGGCAACACAAACCCGGUCGACUCCUACACCGUGGAGAUUCGAGAACUGAGCAGCGACGGAGCGGAGAGCGAUGUCAAAGAGUCGAUCGUGGCCGUUCCCUCCUGUCAGUGUCUGGUGCAGCUGCAUCCGGGACAGUCCUACGUCAUCUCAGUCCGAGCUGUGAACAUCGGGGGUCCCAGUGAGAGGAGCCAGGGCCUCACCGUCCACACCACAGGCACAUACUUCAGUCUCCUGGAGGACUCGUCCCAUCACUGUCUGUGCUUCUCUGAGGACACGCUCACCAUCAGUUAUGGAUACGAGGACCCACCCCUCAGCGCCAUGGCCUUUGACGACACGGGCUUCACCAGGUGUGUGGCUGUUUUGGGGGAGCUGAUCCCGGUCCGAGGGUGUCAUUAUUGGGAGGUGGAGGUGGACGAUGAGACAGAGUACAGAGUGGGCGUGGCUUAUGAAGACACAGACAGGAACUCGUAUCUGGGAGCCAACAACACGUCCUGGUGCAUGAGACACAUCCUCACCCCCACACGACAUAAAUAUGAGUUUCUUCACAACGGUUGGAGUCCAGACUUGAGGAUCACAGUGAACCCAGUCCGGAUCGGAGUGGCUCUGGAUUACGAACAUGGGACCCUGUCUUUCUACAAUGUGGACCUCAAACAGCACCUUCACACUUUUCAAUGUCACUUCAGGAGCUUCGUGCAUCCGUGUUUUGGUCUGGACAACCCGGGAGAACUCAGCAUUCACAACGGGAUCGAGACCCCAAAGUUCACCUUCAUCUGAGGGGCUGUUAAUGCUACUGAUCUAUAGUUGGGGAGUAGACGGGGGAGGGAUAAAAGGGUCUGUUGUCCCGGGCCCCAGAAUUGGACCUUCAUCCUAUUUAUAUUAGAGGGGGGCCCAUGUGAGGCUUCCCUAAACUUAUGUGAACGGGCCUGUCUGUAGGACUUAACUAAAUUACAUGUUUUCAUACAUAACAUUGUACAGUGAAAGAAAAAUUUAAAUCUAUCAACUGGACAAAAAGUUGUAGGCGUGAACAUUUUUAAAGUGUAUUUCAUAACACUCAAAGAUGCAAUAUUUUAUUCAAGCUAAAAUUUCAAAAGCUUUUGGAGUGGUUUGAGUGAGAUCUGGUCACAGACUGAAUUAGUGUGUUCAAAAUUACAAAUAAAAAUGUUAUGUGAGGCUUGUCCCAGGUAGAGUCCUGGUGCAGGUGGAUGGUUGAUAAACGUUUGGUGUUGGGAUGUCUUUGGGAUUUACUGAAUGACGCAGGAGGUUCUUAAACUGAAAAAGGAAAAAGCAAGAUUAAAAAAAUAUCUAUACGUAAGAAUUUGUAAUAAAAAUUAU
Periophthalmus magnuspinnatus is the source of this 2633-nucleotide messenger RNA. Its product is annotated as fibronectin type III and SPRY domain-containing protein 2. The coding region runs from base 195 to 2075 and encodes 626 amino acids. Lineage: Eukaryota; Metazoa; Chordata; Actinopteri; Gobiiformes; Gobiidae. Gene Ontology annotation, molecular function: protein binding. The transcript has 14 exons. The record is from RefSeq and is a predicted model, not a curated record.